CCUCGGCUCGCCGCCGAGAUAGGAUCUGUCCAAUCCGUGGCCCCAGCUGCCCCGACCGCUUCCCUGGGGGGGCGCUUCUCGUCCUGGGCCUGCUCCUCACGGCACCGGGCUCCGCGCGCUGCCCCCCGAGGGCCCGCACCGAGGAACACGCCGCCCCGACCUGCACACGACGCGCCUCGCCCGAGCUCUGGGCGGUCGGCGCUUCCCGGGCGCACCUGGCCCGCCGAGACGGCCCGGCGGGCCCGGCGGGCUGGGAGGAGCUCUACGCGGGCGCGCCGCCCGGCGCGGCCGCCGAGGACGAGGUCUUCGACUGGCUGAUCGACUGGGCCGCUGCUCGGUCGUACGUGGAGGGCCUGAUCGGGCGCGGCGCGGACGCCGCGGUCCUGCACCUCGGCUGCGGCAACUCGACCUUCCCCGAGGAGAUGCACGACGCCGGGUACCGCUCGCAGACGUGCGUGGACGUCGCGCCGUCCGUUGUCGCCGCCAUGAGCCUGCGGAACGCCGGCCGCCCGUCGAUGCGGUGGAUUGCCUGCGACUGCACCGACCUCACAGGCGAGCUCGAGGACGGGCUGUUCGACCUGGUCGUGGACAAGGGCACGUUCGACGCCAUCACGUGCCACGACUCGCACGCGCUCAUGCUAGUGAAGUUCUUGAAGGAGUGCUGCCGCCUCGUGCGGCCCGGCGGGGUCUACCUGUGCCUCAGCCUGCACGGGCCGCGGGACGUGCUCAGCUUCUCUGGUCCAGAGUCGAUGGACGCGGUCGCCAUCCCUGGCGGGGCGGCCGCGUUGCCGGCCUGGGUGGUGCUGGCGCUGGAGGCCGCGGCUUUCCUUGUGCCGGGCUGGGGCCCCGGGCAGGCGGCCUGCCCAGACCUCUCGUGCCCUGCCUGCCCAGCGUGCCCAGAGGCGGCGGCGUGCGCGGCCUGCCCGGAGGCCGCGGCCUGCCCGGCUUGCGCGCCGCCUCCCUGCGCGGCUUGCCCGGCCUGCGAGCCGCCGCCGUGCGCGGCCUGCCCGGCCUGCGAGGCGAGGGCGUGCCCGGAGGCGUCGGCUGGCGAGAAGGCGGCUGAGAAGCUCGCUGGAGCGCUGCUUGGAGGCCUGGUGCACUGGCUGGUGUCGAAGCGGGUGCUGCUGCACUACGUGGCGGAAGGCGAGUGGGUCGUCCUGACCCCAGAUGGUGACAUCUACGCUGAGGACAUGAGCUGUGGGGACCCUGAGACUGGGCCUGCCCGAGCCUUCCCGCUGGCACUGCGGACGCGCAAGAUGCGGAGGCUGUAUCGCUUCCGUGAGGAGCUGGGGCCCGACGAGCUGGCCGACGCGUUGACGCGGGGCCGUCAGGCGGCGCUGGAGAUGGACGCUGCCUUGCCUGAGCCGAGGGAGGCCGUGGCCGUGGGCGGCCAGCGGGUCACCUGGCAGGAGGCUGCUGGUAAGCUGUCGGCCGCGAAGCGGGCCGGCCUGCUGCGCCUGGGCAUGGCCGUGGCUCGGCUGGGCGGGAAGCUGCUGGAGGCUCCUGGUGCGGGUCAGGCCUGGAUCGCCCUCAGCGGCGGGCCCGGCGUUGCGAUCGGAACGGAGGUCGACGUGGCGAACAUCGAGGGCCUGAGCUUCGAGGACGGGCCCGAGCCGUUCGGUGUGCUGAGGGCCGCCGACGGCGGCAUAGUGCGUCUCGCCCGGCUAGACGCAGGGUCGGCCCCUGGGCGCGUGGCCGAGGAGGCCGCAGUCUGGCAUGGCCUGGACAGAGGCCAAGCGCGUGCCCUGGGCCCCGAGCGCCGACGUGCUGCAGCCGCGGCGCCGCUCGAGGAUGAGGAGCCCGCCGAGCCCAUAGGCGGCGCGGCUACGCCCGAGCUGGCGCUGCCGCCCUUGGCGGAGCCGCUGGGCGAGGAGCGUGACGCCGACGCCCGCGCGCUCUGGGUCGACUACGACGAGCAGGGCGAGCGGUUCAAGCGAUGGCGGGACGUGGUAGGCGAGUCGAGGCAGGAGCGCUACCCAGACGCGAAGGUGGACGGACCGCCUGGGGCUCUCCACAUGUGCAAGCACAUGGAAAGGCACGGUGGCGACCCGCGCCUCUGGAUCGACCUCUUCAUCCGCAUGAAGGGCCUCGGGCAGAAUGACCGCGUGGUGCACGAGCUGAGGACUAUCGUGGAGGCCUUGUACCAGGGCGGGGUAUAUGACCAGUUGAACAUGGGCGGCCUGAUGAUGGUGGAGGUGUUGACACGCCGCGUGGCCGCAGUGGUGGAUGCCUAUGCGGACCCGUCGAAGCCGAGCUGGACGAACGCGCGCUUCUUCGAGGGCGUGAGCUCGGUGGAGGACGUCUCAGGGCCAGAGCUCAGGGGCUACAUCCACCGGCGGGCGAAGGAGCAGCACGAGAGGAGCAGGCGCAGAAUCGGGCGCGCACGCUACGCGGGGCGCCUUCAGAGACAGUCGACGGAGCAGAAGGAGCUGGAGGUGACGCAGCAGGUGCGGGGCGCGGUGGCGGCCGAGGCGGCCGCGGGCGCGGCCGGGUCUAGCAGGGCGAGGCAGUUCGGUCGUGAGUCUCGGAUUGCGUUGGAGGUCAACGGGAUCGUCGACGCCAUCAACUGGAUGUCGGAGUACGACUCGCAACCUGGCCCAGCCAAUGACAUGCAGCGGGAUGUACUUGCGCGCUUCGAGGGCCUCGUUCGGGGCCGGCAGCCGGGCGCCAAGUUGCAGGAGCCGCAGGCGGCCCUCCGGGAGCUGCUGCGGGGCCGCUCGCCAUAUGCCGGGCGCGGCGGCCCGACGACGGUCGCCUCCUACAGUGCAGGGCUCGUCAGCAUGCCGACGGACGUGAGCGACUGCCCGCGUCUUGAGGACCUCUUGCAUGGCGAGGCCCUUACCUUCUUGCGGGAGCGCCAAGAGCGCAUGCUACGAGAGUCACCUUUGCCGACCGGCGUCGAGCCGUACUUCGACUCGGUCCUCAAGUUCAACCACAAGGAGUACCGCGGCCUGGUGCGUCGGCUGCUGUCAGCUGGCAUUCUGGGGUGGACUCUGACACCGAAAGAGAGAAUUGGGAUGUUCUUUGUGUGGAAGGAUGGGCGGCGCCGACUUCGCCUCAUAGUCGACGCCCGCCGUGCGAACGCCCACUUCAGGGAUCCUCCUGGGGUGGAGCUAUUGAGCAGCGAGGGCCUCGCCAGAGUCGAGGUGCACGUGCCGGACGCGGGCUUCUCGAGUUACGAGGACCUCCGCGCCGCGCUGGAGGCGCAGCAGGUGUGCAUCGGCAUGGCGGACGUGAAGGACUGCUUUCAUCGAAUGCGGAUCGAUUCAGCCCUCUCGCAAUACUUCUGCCUGCCGCCUGUCAAGGCUGGGGCUUUCGGCGUGACCGAGGUCGAGGGGAUCAAGGUGCAGACGUCGACGGCCAUCUACCCUUGCUGGCAGGUCCUGCCCAUGGGCUUCAGCUGGUCUCUCUACUUCGCCCAGCGGGCCAACGAGGAGGUAAGCCGCCGCAGCGGCGCGCUCCUCAGGGGGCCCAGUCUGUCAGACCAUGGGCCACCGCUCGUGUUCGCGCCUGGCAGGGCGCCCCAGGAGGUCAGGCACUACGUGUACGUCGACAACUUGGGGGUCUUCUCGCUAUUCUCUGAGCUCGUGAGCGGCGUGAUGAACCAGCUGACGGGCGAGUUCACCGAGCUGAACCUACUGUUGCUCAAGGACGAGCUGGUGCCGGGCAUGGCAGUGGCGCUUGGCGCGGAGAUCGACGGCAGCCAGUUACGCACUCGAGUGACCAGUGAUCGGUUCUUGCGCUGCCGCCAGGCCGUGCGGGGCCUCCGAGCCCGCCGCCGUGUCGAGGGCUGGGCCGUGGAGGCAGUGUUGGGCCACCUAACCUUUUGUGGCCUCUGCUCGCGCGGCACCUUGUCAGCUUUCAAUUCAGUGUGCGGCUUUGUGCGAGCCCACUAUGACGAGGCGGCCGUGCUGAGGGCCGAGGCGCGGCGAGAGCUGGCCGCCUUCAGCUCCCCGAUGUACUUCCUGGAGUCAGAUUGGUGGCUGCCUUGGAAUCCGAUGGUGCAGCAGUCAGAUGCCAGUCUUCACGGCUACGGACUGGCAAGGGCUUUCUGGCCGCAGGAGCUGGUGGAGUCAGUCGGGCGCGUGCCUGAGCGGGCCCGCUUUCGCCGGCGCUGCGCGCGCAGUGCUCGAGAGGCUGCGCUCUGCGCAGCCGGCUUCGGUAUGAGUGAGAGUGGAAAAUGGGAACUCAAGGGCCUUCCCGAAGAUGAGGAGGAGCUGGGCCAGUGGGACGUUGUGAGGGACUUCCCGGAGGUGCCCGCUCAGGGGCUCCGCGCAGGCCUGUGGGAGCCCUGUUUCGCGAGAGCCUGGCGGCACCCUGAGGGCAUCUUGACCUUGGAGGCCCGAGCCCUGGUCGGCAGCAUCCAUCGUAUCGCCACCACGGUCUUUGGGUUCCAUAUACGUCAGUUACUGCUCUGUGACAAUAUGUCGGUCGUGCUAG
Prorocentrum cordatum is the source of this 4440-nucleotide messenger RNA. The record is from the annotation of a GenBank genome assembly. NCBI's taxonomy places the organism in Eukaryota, Dinophyceae, Prorocentrales, Prorocentraceae.